Cephus cinctus (wheat stem sawfly) is the source of this 27800-nucleotide messenger RNA. It is a transcript of the gene shot, whose product is annotated as microtubule-actin cross-linking factor 1. Gene Ontology annotation, biological process: intermediate filament cytoskeleton organization; wound healing. The transcript has 39 exons. The record is from RefSeq and is a predicted model, not a curated record. The coding region runs from base 943 to 26175 and encodes 8410 amino acids. Gene Ontology annotation, molecular function: microtubule binding; structural molecule activity; calcium ion binding. Gene Ontology annotation, cellular component: cytoskeleton; intermediate filament; membrane. Lineage: Eukaryota; Metazoa; Arthropoda; Insecta; Hymenoptera; Cephidae.
AGUAGUAGGCAGCAGGCAGUUGUCUGCGGUGGGGCGCGAGGUGGUUAAGAGAGAAACGACAGACGGAUUCGAAUCGAGUUGUAAUACCGCGCCCUCCGUCGCAUGCACCGCGCGGACGUUUACGUCACUCGGGUUUCACGUCGGGUGGUUACUCAUGAGACUCGGAGAAACAAGUCGCGGGUGUCAGUGAGGCUCGGACGCCGAUUCUGUGCGCGAGCGAACGCCUCCCCCCGGAGCUACGACACAACCACUGUGCUACGACCACGACCACGACCAGGACGGCGACCGCGACGGCCAUGAGGUCGUGAGGAAGAAGAAGAAGUUGGCGCGUAUUUGCGCAACGAACGAGUAGAACGAGUAGAACGAAUAAAACGCCACGAGAAUAAACAUAGGACUUUGAUAAGAGGCCCUUCUGGGAUCGCGCGUGAACAUUGUGAACGUUCGGAGGAAGUGUACACGUGUCGAGGAGGUGCCACUACCAUCCGUCGAGGAGGACUCAGGAGCCUCAGGAACGCAGAGACUCCGGUUCGUGAGCGCCCCGAGCAACGUGUACCGUGAAUUCCAAGUGCCAUAGAACAACUCCCAACCUGACUCCGAAUAUUCCGCAGCGGGAAGACUUUGCCGAUUUCUCGUGACUUUACUCUGGACUGGUCGGAGCGAUCGUCCUCUGCGUGUCAGUCCCACGUGACCGAGAGAGGUUGACAAUCUUAGGAAGAGUGACAGUGAGGAGUGGACGAAGGAGAAGAUUUUGAAUGUGCAUAAGAGGGAGUGAAAGGAAAAGUCUUUCUCUUUCUGUUGUUUCAACCAAGUGCAGUGUACGCGCAUAACCAGUGCCUAGCGGACGUGGGAGGAUCGAUCGAUCGGUGAUGCGCUUGUCAGGCGGCUGAACCCUUUUUUUUCCGAGUCGCGCCGAGGAAGAUAUAUAAAUUCUUCUUGAAGAAGAUGUCUACCCAGGCUUACUACAAGGAGCGGCUGGGUUUCGACCCGGCCGACACCGUCGCCGAGCAUCAUCGCGAGCAGCGUUCGCAGCACGGAUACGAGGAGUCGCUCUCCAAGUUCAAAGACGAGCGAGACGCCAUACAGAAGAAGACCUUUACGAAAUGGGUGAACAAACAUCUGAAAAAGCACUGGAAAUACGUCAAGACCUACACGUGUCUCCACGUGUGCGUCAUCGUCAACAACCAGCCAUGCUGUUCUCCCACCGCAAGCAGACAUGUCGGCGACCUGUUCGAAGACCUGCGGGACGGGCACAAUCUCAUUUCUCUGCUGGAAGUGCUUUCGGGCGAGCAUCUUCCACGGGAAAGAGGACGAAUGCGUUUCCACAUGCUGCAGAAUGUGCAGAUGGCAUUAGACUUUUUGCGCUACAAAAAAAUCAAGCUGGUGAACAUCCGGGCGGAGGACAUUGUCGAUGGAAAUCCCAAACUUACCCUGGGUCUUAUUUGGACGAUCAUCCUCCACUUCCAGAUAUCGGACAUAGUCGUAGGCCAGGAGCCCAACGUGACAGCGCGCGAAGCAUUGUUAAGAUGGGCCAGGCGAUCUACGGCACGUUACCCAGGAGUCCGAGUGACCGACUUCACGGGAUCCUGGAGGGACGGACUUGCCUUCAGUGCGCUUCUCCAUCGGAAUCGACCGGACCUCGUCGACUGGAGGAACGCGCGUUCCAGUCAGCCCCGAGAACGGCUCGACCGGGUCUUCCACAUCGCUGAGCGCGAGUACGGCGUUACGAGGCUUCUCGAUCCCGAAGAUGUGGAUACCCCUGAACCGGACGAGAAGUCCCUGAUAACGUACAUCUCUUCGCUUUACGAUGUGUUCCCGGAGCCACCGGCAAUUCAUCCUCUGUACGAUGCCGAAGCUCAGCGUCGUUCCGCCGAGUAUCGUGAACUCGCAUCCUCGUUGCAUCUUUGGAUACGCGAGAAGAUGGCUCUGAUGCAGGAGCGGGCGUUCCCGCCGACCCUCAUCGAGAUGAAGAAGCUCGCUGCUGACAGCGCCAAGUUUAAGAACGAGGAAGUGCCGCCACGCUAUCGCGACAAGCAGCGAUUGGCGCACAUAUUCCGUGAUCUUCAGAAGUACUUCGAAGCCGUAGGCGAAGUCGACAUGGAGCCUGAGCUUCAUAUCGAUGUUAUCGAGAAGAAUUGGAACCGAUUGAUGAUGUUGCACCAGGAACGUGACCAGGCUAUUCUCGAUGAGAUCAAACGGCUUGAACGGUUACAGCGACUCGCGGAGAAGGUACACCGUGAGAUGAAGUCAACGGACAACCGUCUGGAGGAACUGGAAAGGCGCGUUGAAGAUGAGGCCCGCCGACUUGAUCGGCUCCAUCCUCUGGAGGCAAAACACGCGGUCGACCUGCUGGAACAAGACAUUCGCAACACGGAGAUACAGAUUCAGAACAUCUUCACCGACGUGCACACCCUCACCGAGGGCAGAUACAGUCAAGCUCCUGAGCUUCACAAGAGAGUGCAAAAGCUGCAUCAGCGAUGGGUAGCCCUGCGCUCUCUGUUGCACAAACGGCUGGUGCAGCCCCUAUCGGCCGUCUCCUUCCCCGUAGAGGAGCGCGUCGUCACGAAGCACCGUACUACCGUCCACGAAACUCGACUAGUAGACACGAAUCCUCAUUUCCGAGCGCUGCACGACUGCAUCGAUUGGUGCAAGAAUAAGUUGAAGCAAUUCCAAGAGGCAGAUUACGGUUCGGAUCUACCUGGUGUGCAGAACGAGUUGGAAAUCCAUCAGCGUGAGCACAAAAAUGUCGAGCAAUUUCGCACGAAGGUCGAUAAGUGCGUUCAGGCUAAGAACAACUUCCACGGGGAGGAGCUGACCCUGUACAGCCAACACCUCAGUACUCUGCAGAAACUAUACACUGAGCUUCUCGUGACUUCGAACAAACGACUCUCGGAUCUCGAUACACUUCACGAUUUUAUCCAGUCAGCCACCGGUGAGCUUGUUUGGCUCAAUGCCAAGGAGGAGACGGAGGUAACACGCGACUGGAGUGACAAGAACCUUAAUAUUCAGAGCAUCGAGCAGUACUACGAGCAAACCUAUGGAUCUGGAAUAGAGUCGUUGAUGAGUGACCUGGAAAAGCGAGAGAUUCAGUUCUCGGCGGUUCAGGAUCGCGGCGAGGCACUUGUGCUUCAACAUCAUCCGGCUGCUAAAACCAUUGAGGCCUAUAUGUCGGCUAUGCAGAGCCAGUGGGCUUGGCUUCUUCAAUUGACCCUCUGCUUAGAAGUCCACCUAAAACAUGCUGCUCAAAGCCAGCAAUUCUUCAAAGACAUUCAACAUGCGGAACAGUGGAUUACAAAGCGCGAUGAAGUCCUGAACAGCGUUUAUUCCCAAUCGGAUUUCACUCUUGAUGAGGGUGAGCGUCUUCUCAAGGGCAUGCAAGAACUUAGGGAAGAGCUCAACGGAUAUGACGAUCACGUACAGCGACUCGUUGAACGAGCCAAGGAGAUCGUCCCGAUGAAACAACGUCGACAGCCCGUCACUAGGCCUCUUCAGGUUACCUCGAUCUGCAGUUACAAGCAAGUCAACAUUUCAAUCGAGAAGGGAGAGCAGUGCACUCUCUACGACAAUUCAGGUCGCGUGAAGUGGCGAGUGAAGAACUCUCAAGGCGUCGAGUCGCCGGUGCCAGGCGUCUGUUUUGCUCUCCAGCCACCAGACAAGGAAGCUUUGGACAGCGCAGAACGACUGCGUCGACAGUACGACAGAAGUGUUGCCCUUUGGCAGCGUAAACAGCUGCGUCUGCGGCAGAAUAUGAUCUUUGCUACCAUCAAGGUGGUCAAGGGUUGGGACUUGCCCCAGUUCUUGGCUAUGGGUCAGGAUCAGCGUACUGCUAUACGUAAGGCCCUCAACGAGGACGCCGACAAGCUCCUCUCGGAGGGCGAUCCGGCUGAUCCUCAGCUGAGAAGAUUGAAGCGCGAGAUGGCCGACGUGAACAGGCUGUUUGACGAUUUCGAGAAGCGCGCCAGAGCCGAAGAGGAAUCUAAGAACGCUGGUCGCAUCUUCAACGACCAGGUAUCCUCGCUCCAACAGGCUCUCGAGGAGGCCGAGCGUGUUUUGAACUCGCGCAUCGCUGCACCCUUGCCCAGAGACCUCGACAGUCUAGAACACCUUGUCCUCGAACAUAAGGACUUUGAACAGAGUCUGCAGCGACUUGCUCCUGACGUCGAGCAGGUACAACAAACCUUCCGUGGCAUCACCCUAAAGACGCCAGCAAUGAGGAACAAGCUGGAUAAUAUCACGAGCAAGUGGAAUCAUCUCUGGAACGUGAGCAAUCUCUACAUCGAGCGGCUGAAGUGCGUGGAAAUCGUUCUCUCCGGCCUCGAAGAAAACACUGCGGCCAUAUCCGAGUUCGAGAUCAAGCUCGCCUCCUUCGGAGAACUGCCAUCCGAUGUCAAGGCUCUCCAGAAUGUCUUGGAAGAUCUCAUGGUCCUGCAAAAUGCCAUUUCCCAGCAGCAGGUCCUCAUAGAUCAACUGAACGACGACGCGCACAACGCAAGACGACUUGUCGAAAAGUCAAGACCCAAUCAUCGUGGACCCCACGGCGACAUGGAUCGUCUCGACGCAGAGGUUAACCGGCUAAACGCCCGCUGGACCAACGUCUGCGGACAACUCGUUGACAGACUUCGCGGUGCUGAGGCGGCUUACGCCUUGGCACAGCAGUACAACUCUGCUUACCAGAACGAAGCCGACUUUGUCGACGACGCAUUCGGCAAACUUGAAAACUUUGCUCCUGUUCGUAACAAACCUCAGGAACUCGAAACUACCAAGAAUCUACUAAACAGGGCUGUAGAACGCGGCCCUGCCAUCGAGGCGCUCAAUGUCACUGGCGGAAGGUUGAUUCGCGAGGGCAAGAUCUACGGGCAGAGGCUCAGGGCGUUCAAGGAGCAGCUCGAGGAAGUCUGUCCGUCGCUCGACGCCUCGGUCAAACGUCCAAGAAGAGAUUCCGUCAAUACCGUCGACGACGUCGCCCGUCAACUUGACACACUCAACAGAAAAUACACGAACCUCCUGACACUACUGCAGGAACGGAUACGGAAGCUUCUUCUGCUCUACCCCGAGGACAUUUCUCUUCAACGUGCUCUCCAGGAGCAGCGUCCUCUGCGAACCUUCCGCACCGAGUUCAAUAUCUAUGAGAGCACCUCCAGCGAAGAACGCUACACGUCCACGACAACCCAUUACACACAGUCUCAGUACACGUCCGAACGACAUGAGUCAACGGCGACGACAAUUUCGAACGAGUUGACGGCAAAGUCCUCUACUCUUCAGCAAGAGCAACAGAAAGCGUCAUCGAGAGAGUCGUCUCCAUUGAAGAGGCCGCACGAAAGACAGGAUGAGGAUCAACGUGAUAGCCAGAAUGUUCAGGAACGUCAGAGCAGGACGAGGAACGGAGAGACGGCCGGCCGGUCCGGGAGCAACGAGGCCUCAAGGUCUCAGUGGUCCGGGAGUAGUAUGCAGUUUAGCGAGAUCAGAAGCUUAAAGAGGGUUCACAGAUCCGAGGAGGGUAUAGGAACUGAGAACAUAGUUGAUGCUAGAGGUAUCGUUGACCCGGCUACGGGAGAAAUUUUGACAGUAGGGCAAGCUAUAAGUAUGAGGAUAUUGGACGUCAGGAAUGGUAGGAUAGCUAGCUCAGCGGAUGGUAAAGUGAGCGUGCCUAUUGAGGAGGCAGCUAGGGCUAAUUUGAUUGAUCCGAAACUUGCGAACAGACUCUUAGGACCUUGCGGCGUCACCGAGGACGGUCAACGUGUUUCCCUCCUCGAGGCCAUUCAGCGCGAGCUAUUGGAUGCGGAGAGGACCGUUCCUCCGCACCCUCAGUCCCAAUCGUAUCAGUCUCAGGAAGCCAACAGAGCUAAGGUAACGUAUUUCGGCGUCUCGCCAUCGGACGAGAAGCCUCUUGAGAGCGGUGGCGACGGUGAUGCCGACGGAGUUAGCGUUGCUGAUGCGAUGAAACGUGGUCUGCUCGAUCCGGAAAGCGGUCGUUUUAUCAGUGCCGACGGGGAACGUAUGAGCAUCGAGGAGGCGUACGCGCGCGGUUUCCUCGUGCGAAUCGACACCAGCGUCAAGAUUAAACGUGGCGCCCUUGCUCUCGCCGAUGCCCUCAGUCAGGGUCUCGUCGACGAGAGAAGCGGUCGUGUGGCCGAUCGUAACACUGGCGAGGAGUACAGUCUCGACGAGGCUAUCGCGCGUGGUAUCCUCCUGCCAGACGUCCGCGAAAUUGUCGACACCAAGAAUGACACGAAGGUCAGUCUCGCGGUGGCCAUCGAGCGUGGCAUCCUGAACCCUAAAACUGGAAGAUACAUACAUGGAAUAUCUUUGGAAAAGCUUCCUUUGAAAGAGGCCAGGAGACGUCAGCUGAUCUUGAAGCCCAUGACCCUGAAGGAUUGCUGUGACUUGGAGAUCAUCGACGAGCAUGGAAAGAUUGCGAGUCCAGCACAUCGUGCCAAACUUGGAAUUCUCGAGGCCAUUGAUCGUGGUGUUCUCGAUGCGGAUCAUGUUAAAUCAGUUACUGAUACCAGAACGAGUGAACUCAUUACCUUGAACGAUGCUCUGGCUUGCGGCAUCAUAACUCCUGCGAAUACGUUCCGGGACGCACUAACGGGCGAAGAAUCCACGAUUUCGGAGGCAGUCGACCGCGGACUCCUUACAUCCGUCGCUCAAAAAUCGAUCUUUGACAUAGAUGGUUUCAAGGAUCCAAUAUCCGGAGAAUUCAUAAGUCUGAACGCAGCGCUUCUCAAGGGUUUGGUCAGUCCCAAAUCUGGAGGAUCCUUUGUAGUGGACCCGAAUACCGGGAGGACAGUGUCCCUGGAUGAGGCUGCAGAACUUGGACACGCACGUCCUGAGGUACUGGAAAUGCUGAACCGUGGAAUCGGAGUAACCGACCAGGGACGUGAACUGAGUGUCCUUGAAGCUGUACUGCUAGGUGUACUGGAUCCAAGAUCUGGACAGCUUCUUGAUCCUAGAACUAAGAGACCAGUACCCCUUGAAGAAGCCAUUAGGCGUGCUCUCGUGACACCCGACGGUGCUGCUCUGCUUGCGAGUCUUCUAAACAUUACCGUCACUACGCAGACCCUCACAAAGACAAUAAAGCGUUACGUAACAGUUACUGAAACUGGCGAAACCAUCACCAGGGACUACAAGAUCGCCUAUGGAGAAGCUGUUGCCCGAGGUUAUCUCAACGAAGAGACUGCAGAAUUCCGUGAUCCCGACAGUGGUCGUUGUCUAGCAUUACGUGAAGCCAUUCAGGAAGGUCUGGUUGGGGAACCUGAUGCGUCAUCUUCCUCCAGGAGGCGUCAAAUAAUCGAGAGUUCGCCAAUUCGUGUGAUCAGUAGAUCGAGCAUUUCAAGGGAUUCUUCUCCGCCAAAAGCUAUUGGCAUUACCACUGCCAUUAUUACCACCCGAGAGGUUCCGCCCUCUACGUCCACUACCUACAUCCCAGAUUCUACGAGAAACAGGAGCACGGUAACUAUCACUUCCAGUGUCUCACCCACUGAUCUUAAACAUCCACAGUCAGGUCGAAGCUCCUCUGCGUCCAGGACACCUUCGCCCAUCACCGAGAGACGUGAGAUUACUGAAUCCUUCGAAUCUAAUGAGAAAUCAGUUGAAUCUACAGAAAGGAAAGUUUUCGAGUUACCCCGCGAUGGAUGGACCCUCGCAGAGACUAUAGAACGAAGAUUCUUCGAUCCUGUAACUGGACUCUUCAUAAUCCCAGGAACGGACAGACUUGUCUCCUUCGAGGAAUGCGUUAAACUUCAGAUUAUUGAUCCAAAUUCGGCAUGUGUUAUCGACCCUAGCAACGGACGUAAAGUCUCUCUGCUGCGAAGUCUGAAAAAGAAGAUAUUGGAUUCCACUGGACAUUAUACACAGCCGCAAAAGAUCUCCAUGAAAGAAGCCAUUACGAAGAACUUGGUGAUCCUGGAAAGUUGUGAGAUUACCGAGACGACGACUAUGACAACCACCACUGUGACUACCACGUCGAUGGAUAGUACGGAAUCUAGGGAAGAAGAAACGACUAGGACGAGUACGAGUCCGGAAGGUACGAGUCGUCAACGACUCUUCCAGAUCACCAGGGUUUCUGGAAAACCCGACAAGAUAGAGUUGACACAUAUUAACAAUCCAUCGAAGCGAAUUGAAAUCGCGAGCUCAUAUGCCAUUGAAGAGAGCUCCAGUCUCAUGGACCCUGUUCAGGUAGAUCAGGGCAUAAUCUACGAUCCAGCCACAGCACUUGUCAUAUUCACCGAGAGUGGUCAAUCGGCAAAUCUUCUGACAGCUGUCAAGGAAGGAGCGCUGCCAGCAGAAUCCGUCCAAGUUAAGAAUCCACAUACAGGCAAGAACAUGUAUGUCGAUGAAGCUCUGAAUCGUGGUGUCCUCGAUGCCAGGACGGGCGAAUACAAAGAUGGAAGCGGUAGGCGAAUUUCUCUUGCGGACGCUGCCAAGUUUGGUCUGGUGGCAGUCCUAGGAGCGCCUCUAGUCGCGACAGCGGCUGCUGUAGAAGCUGUCAAAAGAGCCAUGGUCGAGGAUCCUAAGACUGGCGAAAAGAUUCCCCGGGAAGUUGCCAUUGAGCGUGGUCUCGUCAGCAGAUCAGAGAUCAUCACGACUACUGUUCUUGUGAAGGAUCCAGAGAGUGGGCUUGAGAUCCCUGCUAGUGAGGCUAUCGAAAAGGGUCUCCUCACUUCCCAAGAACUUCAAGAUCUCGCUGCUCUUCCUGAUACCAAAGUCAAAGUUAAGAUAGUCGAUAGUAGUCGAGAGAUCGACGAUCUCUCCGAAGGCGAUGGACCUUCUCUGGCCGAAAGAACCAGGUCCCGCGUUACCACAGAACCAAAGUACAAGGUGACCAUUGGUCAGGCCAGGUCACUCUCCCGAAGUCCGGAUCGCCAAGCGAAACCAAUUGUCCUCCAGAAGAUGCGCAAGAGAAUCGUCCGUACGAAAGAGGCUUUGGAGAGCGGACUCAUUGAUGUCGAGACUGCACGGAUGAUUUCACCUGAACAAAAUAAAGAACCAAAGGAUGAUGGGACAGCCAGAACUCUUAGUGAAGCCAUCGAGAGUGAGGAGGUCGAUCCGGACAAGGGCAGGAUAGUCGAUCCUCAAAGAGGAGACAUUCUCAAUAUCAAAGAAGCCCUUCAGCGUGGUAUCCUGGAUCCAGAGACUGGUACUCUUCUGGUACCUCUUGCGCGAAGUUUAUCUCUUCCAGGACUGUACAAACAAGGACUCCUGGAGAAGCGUGACGGAAAGAUCAUUCAUCCAGAGACUGGGGCGCACCUUACGCUCAAUGAGGCGAUUGUCUGUGAAAUUGUGGAUCCUCUGUCUCGGCUCCGCUCAACUCUGACGGAUACUGGUCAGGAUGGGUUAGUGACCAUAGAGAAAGCCAUAGCCGAUGACGUUCUCGACGGCGAGAGAUGUCUGAUCAGGACAAGGAACGGCGAAAGUCUGGGUCUUGCAGAGGCUGUCGAACGUGGGGACAUCUUUGAGCCAGAUGUACCAGGGGGCGAGUCACCGAGAGAAAUUCCACCAGCAGGCAUGACAUUCCCUGUAGCCCUAAAGCGGGGGCUCGUUGAGACUAACGCCAAAGAGGUGAAACAUCCAAUAACCGGCGAACGUUUACCCAUCGAGGAAGCCAUCAAUCAGGAUUUCUUGAUGGCCUUCCCGUAUCCAGCAGCACCUGAUAGCAUUGAAGUGACAAAGGCUCUCGAGUCCGGACUCGUUGACAGCGAUAAGGGCGUGUUCGUGCACCCAACAACGGGCACGCUGCUCUCUGUAUCCGAAGCCGUCGAAUCUGGUCUCCUUAUAAUAAAGCCGCAAGUAAGUGGAAACGAAGGCACCGUCGCCGCGGUCACCGAGACUGUCACCUCCUAUCACACGAUAACCACCAAGACCAUAGAACUCCUCCCGGGAUAUGUUCUACUAAAUGCUUCACAGAUCCAGGAAAUUGAGACAGGACGAGUAAUCACAAUGGAGGAAGCGAAAGUUAGAGGAAUCGUUAAGGACGAGUCCGAGAUCAGAGAAGAAUUCACAACGAGGGAUAUUAAGAUGACCUUCAGCGACGCUGUCAGAAGAGGACUGGUUGACAUGAGCGCUGGUACUUACACUGAUCCUCAGAGUGGCGCUGUCAUACCAAUUGCCAAAGCCAUCGAGGAUGGCAUCCUGGACACUUCCGCUCCUAAGCCUCAACAACAGCUUGCACCUAGUCAACCUUCCGAAUCUACCCAGCUUCCUCAGCAACAACCUGGCAAGCCAUCAACGCAAUCACCAUCGCAGAUUGAUUCAGAAGUUUCCUCAAUAGCACCGUCCACAGUGACUGCUAUACCCGAAACUGGUCCACUAACUGUCCUGGAAGCAGCCGAGAGUAUCUACGACGAGAAGACUGGCAAGUUCAAGGACCCUAAUACCCAAAAGUCAUAUGACUUAAGUGAAGCAAUGGAGGUCGGAUUGAUAGAGUCUGAUUCUGUAAUGUACGAUGUCAAGAAUGCUGAAUCGAUCACAACCAAACAGGCUAUGGAGAGAGGACUCCUGAAUCCAAAGACUGGUAAGAUCACAGAUAAGGAUGGAUCUUCCAUGUCAGUGGCUGAAGCUGCUAAAUUAGGACUUCUUGCUGUUGUCGCUGCUCCAGUUCUUGCUGGGAAAGCUGUUUUCGACGCCAUUAAAGCUAGGCGUUCUUCAUCCGAUGAAGAGAACACAACAAGCAUCUCAACUUCCAUAAGUGAAGUACCACAAUCGCAUACAGUGGUACGGACUCCAGGUUCCACUGUCACCUCUGGUACCACUAUCAGCACCAGUACCAGCACCACCACUAGCACUAUUAUCACCACCAGUACUGGCAUUAGUGUUAGUAGAAGCGUCACUGACAGUGAUCAGGUGAAGCUGCGGCCGUCUCCAGAAUACGAUGAUAAGCAAGAGGAGGAGGAAGACGUCGAAAUGAAAGAACAAGAGCCGACAAAGAAAACUCUGGGUGCGGCCAUUGAGGGUAACUUGAUAGAACCAAAGACUUGCCAGAUACGGGUGGGCGAUACGGAAAUGCCCUACACGGUCCAGGAAGCUUUGGAAAAUAGACGAAUUGAGUUGAGUGAUACAGUAGAGGUGAUUGAUAGGACAUUGAUUCACAUAGUUACGGAAACUUCGCCAAGGUACAAGAUAACAGUCACCAAGGAACUGAACCGUGAGAGUCUUGCUGAACGAGGAGCAUUUGAUUUGGAGCAAAAUAAGUUCCUUGAUCCUGAGACAGGUGAGAUUGUCUCGUUCCAUCAGUUUGUCCUGGAUCUAGGUGUAUUUGAUCCUGACAAUGUCUUGGUGAAGGAUCUGUCAAGUAAAUCUGAGAGAUUCGUAACUCUGCGCGAGGCCAUCGAGAAACCCCUAGUUGAUCGCAAUUUAGGUAACAUGGUCGACCCCAAGACUGGCAGGAAGAUCCCCGUCUUCGAGGCGAUUCGUCUCGGCUGGAUAGUAGAAGGGGUCCCAGUGACCGACCAACGCGAAACGCGAACACCGACAAUUCGUACGAUGGAAGUGGCGGAAGAGGAGGCCCCACUGGCAUUGACGUUACAGGAAGCAGUAGAAGCCGGCGUUUACGAGACGUCUAGUGGUGCUCUGCAUGAUCCACGAUCUGGGCAAACCCUGACGUUUGCCGCAGCUGUCGAGAGCGGUUUGAUCGACGGAGACUCCAUUGGGAUACGUAAUCCUGCCAACGAUGAAAUCGUACCACUUCAGGAAGCGCUGGAGAAUGGUAUUGUAGAUUUAGCGCGUGGCGUCAUAGUAAACGUCGAGACGAGAACGGAGAUUGACAUCAGGGUUGCUUUCGUAAAAGGUUUAGUCGUACCUGGGUUCAGGAAACCUAUUUCCCUGGAGGCACUUGUCAAAAAGGGUCUCUACGAUCCCGAGAGUGGACGCAUCCUGGAUUCUCUAACGAAACAGCGUGUCGACGUCGAAGAGGCAGUACGACGCGGCAUCGUCGACGCGUUCAUCACUGAGUGCCAGGAUGCUGCAGCAGGAUCUUUCCUUUCCUUGGACGACGCCAUCACUGCAAAACUCCUAGAUUCCAAGACUGGACGUUUACGCGAUACCAGGGCUGGCGAGUCUUUGAGCCUUGACGUUGCCCUAGAACGAGGUCUCCUAGUAACCAGCGGUUUCGUACCUUCCCUCAUCGACGUCAUCGUACAGGAAUACUACUCGCCCAGAACUGGUCUAGUUCUGAAUCCAAUGACCGGCGAGGAAUUGACUCUUAAGCGAGCACUGGCUAUUGGCUAUGUUGACGGCAGCGCGACUGUCAUUAAGGACGAGAAGAGCGAGAGAGUGUUACCUUUAGAGGAAGCUCAGAAAACUAGACUCGUCGACCUUGAGAAGGGUCUUCUUCUCUACCCGCACUCCAUGACUCUUGACGUGGCUUUUGAAAAAGGAUACAUCUUGAGUACUGUAAAACCCUGGAGCCUUCAGGAAGCCCUUGCCCAUCAGUGUUACGAUCCACAUAGCGGUAUGUUCCUUAUCGAGGGCCAAAAACUUACCCUGGAGGAGGCGAUCGAAAAGGGUCUGAUCAGUCGUGACAGUCCUUCCGUGAAGGACCCACGAACCGGUGAUAUAAUAUCUCUGAGCGAAGCCAUAAAACACGGAUUGAUCGAUCCUAAGACCGGAACAGGCAUCGAGCCUGCAACUGGGAUUCCUAUCAGCCUUAUCGAUGCCUUGGAGCGUGGUCUGAUCGUGCCGGCUAAACGAAAGAUAUCCUUGCCAGAAGCAGUCUUUAAGGGCUUUUACGAUCCGAAGACUGGACAGUUCAGCAUUCCUGAGACGCAGGAGAAACUGCCGACCGACCGGGCGAUUAAGAAGGGCGUCAUAGAUCCUAGUUCUGCGAUCGUGCGUCAUCCCCACGACCCCCAGGGCGACACGGUCAUCACUUUCGAUCGGGCGAUCCGAGAAUUCAUUGUCGACCCUAAGAGCGGCACUAUUACCAAUGACAGAGGGGAACCUGUGGACUUCAGGGAAGCCUUCGAGCAUGGACUCCUGGUUGAGACUCGCCGUCCAAUGAGCCUCAGUGAAGCUCUCACAAAGGGUAUCCUGAACGAGGCGAGUGGCACCUUCCUGGACCCGCAGACAGGCGCUCAAAUUGGCUUCCUGGAAGCAAUUCGGCGUAAUCUUAUCGACGCUGAAUCGGUUACCCUGAGGGACACGAGAACAGGACUCUGGAAGACGAUGAUAUUAUUGGAGGCAAUCCGCGCCGGCUACGUCGACGAAAAAACUGGACGAAUCAGGAAGGAUGCGUCGUCUCCACGAGAUGAGACCGGUGCUACACUCUCCCUGCGUCAGGCAUACGAGAGCGGAUUGAUUGUCGACAACAAGGCACCAGUGUCCCUUCAACGUGCCAUUCACCAAGGCCUCUACGACGAAAGCACUGGGAAAAUCACAGAUCCCAGCACGGGCCGGGCCGUUACCCUUCACGAGGCAAUGCGAAAGUGUCUCAUCAGUCCCACCCUGGCCUGUUAUUGGGACAAACGCACGGAACGACUUCUUUCCCUGGCCGAGACGUGCAGGGCCUCCGUGAUCGACCGACGUUCAGGUCUGUUCCGCGAACCAGGUGCCAGCCGCUCAGUGUCCUUGGGACAUGCUCUUCAGCUUGGACUUAUCGUUGAUAUCGAGAGUGCCGGCUUUGGACUUUACGAAGCACUCCUUAUGGGCAUCUACGAAAGUAAUUCUUCCCGCUUUGUGCAUCCCUCGACCGGCCGCAAAUUCACCCUGGCUGAAGCCUGUAACGAUGAACUCAUCGAUCCUCAGUCCUCUCUAGUGAAGAAUCCUACCACUAACAAAUAUAUCUCAUUGCCAGAUGCCAUUGCCGCAGGUAUUAUCGACGACACGAAGAACAGCUUUGUGGUUCCUGAAAGUGGAAAGGUCAUGGAUAUCCAAGAAGCACGAAAACGGGGCUUUGUGGUACCUUCGAAAAAGCCACUGUCGAUCGAAGAAGCUGUCAGGUGUUCCUUGUAUCGCGGCGACAGUGGCAAGUUUGUCGAUCCUUCCCUCAACGAGUACCACGAUCUGGAGGAAGCUCUUGCCGUGGGUCUUCUGGACCCUGACACAACGGCACUCAAAGAUGCCACCAGCGGACGUAUCAAGUCUCUGCAAGCAGGUAUCGCCGAUGGGACCAUCGACGUUCCUAAAGGGCGGGUCCUGGACCCCAAGAGUAAGCGAGCUUACAACAUCGACGUAGCUCUAGAACGUGGACUCCUCGUCAGCAUCGAUAAACCAUUGACCCGAGUCGAUCUGGACGUCGUCGUAAAUGUCUCGGACGCAGAUGCAGAACCAGAUUCAAAAUCAUAUGGUGCGAAAGAAUCCCGAGCUGUUCGCGAGUGCACCCUCGAAGAAGCCAUUAGAUACGAGCUGCUCGAUCCCGAGACAGCAAUUCUCAAAGAUCCCCGCACAGGCCGCUUCAUCAGCGUCAGAAGAGCAAUAGACGAAGGCGUAGUCGAUCCCUCAAAGCGAGGAAGCAUUGAGCUCCGAAGCGGAAAGACAGUAGACACGCGUUGCAUCCGUUUCGAGGACGUCCUCGUAUUUUUGGAAGAACCCGUAAGCUUCGAAAAGGCUAUGGAAACGGGUCUCCUCUCCCCGGAGACUGGCAAGUUCACUGAACCAAAGACUGGCACCGUCCUCACACUGAAGGAAGCCGUGAGUCUCGGCAUCGUCGAUCCCGAUUCUGCCCUGAUCAAGGACACGCAAAAACGAAAGCUAGUAAAGCUCGCAGAAGCUUUCCGCAAGGGCAUGAUGGACGCCGAGAAGAGUAGUGUCCUGGACACCCAAAGCUCAAAAUUGUACACCCUACCAAAGGCAAUCGAGAGUGGCCUUCUGGUAACGCCCAAGCGUGGUCUAACAUUCAUCGAGGCGUUACAAUUCGGUCUCUACAAUCCUACCACUGGCGGUUUUUAUGACCCCUUCGUGAUUACUUCCGUCCUAGAUCGUAAGCGUCUGACCCUCCUAGAGGCUAUAGAUUCAGCACUCAUAGAUCCCUCGAGCACGGUGAUCAAGGAUCCUGUGACUGGGAAAAUCGUUACGUUGUUAGACUCAAUAAGUGAAGCCAGGAUAGAUCCUAUAGCAGGCAGGUUUAUCGAAGACCCCAACGGCAAGAGUCUCGACUUCGUCAAGGCCUUGGAACGGGGUUACGUGCUCGCCGCUGAAGCCAGGCAAGCGGUGGAGGAGAAGUACAAGUUAUGUGAUGAAAGCCUGACCAAGCUCUUGCAAUGGAUCUCGGCUGUAGAAGACAAACUGGCCAAUCAGGAUGUCGUCAAGGAGGAUAUCGAGGAACUGAGAAAUCAGAUAAACGUGAUGAAGCAAGUGAAAGAGGAUCUGGAGGCACACAGUCGCCCAGUCUCUUCGUGUCUGGAUCAAGUUCGCCAAGUGGUUCUCACUGGAAGCGACGUCCUCUCGAGCGACGAAGUGUCGACCCUCGAGAAGAAUGGACGCUCGUUGAAAACACGAUUUGAGAGAGCCACAGACCGUACGGAACGUCUUCUAAGACGUCUCACUGGAGCCCGAGAUGAACUCUCGAAGUUCAAAAACGAGAUUGUGUCGUUCUCUUCGUGGCUGGAUAAGGCUAGACGAACCCUGGAGGAUAAGGAACGUUCAUUGUCAGACCUGAAGAAGUUGACCAGCAGUUCAGAUUCCACCCGGGACUUUGUAAGUGAUGUGAUCGCUCACCAGGCUGAUCUGCGAUUCAUCACGAUGGCAGCACAGAAGUUUGUUGACGAGGGCAAGGAGUACCUCCAGGUUUUGAAUGAAUUCAGAACAGGUCUGCCACAACGAUUGCCCCACAAGGAACCAUUGCCAGCUCAGGAUUCACCGGUGCGCAGCGAAGUUUCUAUUGUAACUGCCCAUUAUAAGGAUCUUCUCUCCAGAGCAAAUGCUCUGUCGGACAGACUCUCCGGAGUUGGAGGCAGACAACGUGACUAUCACGAUUCCCUCGAUAAGGCCAAGUCCUGGCUGAAGGAAGUUGAACCAAAGGUGAACAAAGUCAUCUCCGAGCCCGUAGCGGCCGAACCUAAACAAGUCGAAGAUCAGCUCAGCAAAGCCAAGGCAAUGAAUAAUGAAUUCCUGGCGAAUGAAAGACUCGUGGACAAUGCCAAGUCUAGCGUUGAUGCCCUCCUAAGAUCUCUCGAUGGGCAACUCACACCUAACGAGACGAAUCAACUCGAGGAACCUGUAAGAGCCCUUGAGGAUAAGUACAGGCAACUGGGCAAUGCUCUGGCCGACAAGUGCCAGGAACUCGAUACAGCUCUCGUUCAAAGUCAGGGAGUCCAAGAUGCUCUUGAUGGUCUAGUCAAUUGGCUCAACAACGCUGAGAGUCAGUUCAAAAAUCUUCAACGACCGGCAAGUUUGCAGAAGGAGCGACUGGAAGAACAACAACGCGAACAGCGUGUGCUUCAAGCAGACCUGGAUAGUCACCGCGCGAGUGUAGAUGCUAUUAGCACAAGCGCCCAGGAUCUCUUGGUCAACUCCAGUAACGCGCGCGUAGCCAAACGCAUUGAAGCCAAGCUUAAGGAUGUUCAGAGUAGAUUUGAAAAGUUAAUGGACAAGUCUCUUCGCCGUGGCGAGUUCCUUGAUGAGGUUUCACAGGCACUCAAUGAAUUCAGCAACGAGACAGCGAAGUUCGACAACUGGUACUCGCACAUACUGGAUGCCCUUGAGUCUAGGCAACUUUCCAAACUCGACGUCUCAGAAUACGAAACCAGGAUGGCUCAAUUGGUACAUAAACGUGACGAUCAACAUGCCAACUUUGAUGAUCUCAUUCGUAAUGGCAAGGCCCUACUUUCAAAGAAGGAUAUCACCGACGCAGCUCCGAUUAGAGAGAAAAUCAAGGCUCUGGAGAGCCAAUGGAAGGAGCUCAAUAGUCUCCUUGACGAGAAGCAACGUCUCAGCAAGUCACGUGCCGAGCAACUUAAUGCGUAUGAGAAGCUACGCGAUCAAGUUAUCGAUUGGCUCAAUAAAAGUGAGAACAAGGUUCAGAGACUGCAACCAGUUGCCGUUGACCUGGACAAACUCAAGAAGCAGGCUGAGGAACUCAAGCCUAUACAAAAGGAAUACAGAGACUAUGGCGUCACGGUGGAUAAAGUUAAUGAUCUUGGUAUCGCUUACGAUAGUUUACUCAAGGAACGCGGUGAGAGUCCCACCAGACGACGUGGCAGUGCGAGUCCUACGAAGAGGCCUAAUGUCACCGGUCCACUACGUCGCACAUCACAAGAUGGUCGUUCGCCAUCCCCCACCAAAUCCUAUGCAGUUCAAAGCCCAGUGUCUCCAGGUGGUAGCAGUGGAUUCAGCAGCCGACGCUCUAGUCAAGAUGGAUUCCAUUUGGAAGAACUCUCUCCUGUUCAGCAACAGCUUUCGGAGAUAAAUAAUCGAUAUGGUUUAUUGGGUGUCAGGUUGGCUGAUAGGCAAACCGAGUUGGAUAACAUCAAAGAUGAGCUGAGGAAGCACUUGGAUAACUUGAAAACACUCUCUCAGUUCUUGGACAAGGUACAAAGACAACUACCUAAGGAGACGAUUCCAUCAAGCAAAGAAGAUGCUGAUAAGACCGCCAAGCAAAUCAAGACCGUUAUCGAGGAAAUGUACGAAAAGCAAUCUCUACUUGACAGUACAAGGACCCAGGGUCGGGAUCUUGUGCGUCGCAAGAAAGGAGCCGACGGCGUUGAUCGCCUGAAUGAUGAACUUGAAGAUGUGUCUAGUAGAUGGAAAUCCAUUUCAGACAGAUGCAAGGAUAGAAUCAGAUUCUUGGAAGAUAUGCGUGAAUUCCACGAUACUCACGAGGGUUUGAAUUCCUGGUUAGGAGCUAAGGAGCGGAUGCUCGGGGCUUUGGGUCCCAUUUCAUCGGAUCCACGAAUGGUCGCCAGUCAGGUUCAGCAGGUUCAGGUCUUACGUGAAGAGUUCAGAACACAACAGCCACAACUUGACCAUUUGGCUGAAGUUGGUGAAAGUGUCCUGGCGAGAAUUAACGUUAACUCUCCUGAUGGCCAGAAGAUCAAUGCCAAACUUCAGAAUGUUCUUGACCGAUGGGCAGAUCAACUUGGUCGCCUAGACGAGCGUGCCCAAAGUCUUGGGGAUGCUGUCGACACUAGUCGAGAAUUUGACGCCAGUCUUAAUCGACUUCGUGAUGCUCUUCAAGGCAUAUCCGACAAUCUGGAUGAUCUUCCUCUUGACAAAGAUCCUGAAGAACAGCUACGUAAAAUCGAGAACCUAGAGCGACAGCUUGAAGGUCAGAGACCUCUUCUUGCCGACGCAGAAGCUGCCGGCGCUCAAUUGUGCGAGGUGUUGAGUGAUCCUGCGUCGAAAUCUGAGAUUCAGGGAAAACUCGCAGCUGUUGGAAAGCUUUACAACAAUCUACAAAAGAAACUGGAUCACAGGAAGGCUGAGGUUGAGGGUAAUCUCCGUGACGGACGUCAAUUCGAAACAUCUUGCAGCAAGACCCUAGGUUGGCUCGCAGACGAACUGGGUAACAUGUCUGAGAAAUUGUUAGUAUCCGCCGAUCGUGAGAUUCUGCAGCAACAGUUGGACCAUCAUGAGCCUGUCUAUCGCAACGUAAUGGCCAAAGAACACGAGGUGAUUAUGUUACUAAACAAGGGACGUGAUCUUCUGGCAAGAUCACAGAAGGCAGAAAACCGUUCUCUCCAGCGAGAUCUAGACAAGAUGCAGUCUCAAUGGGACCGACUAAAGAAGGACACCCUAGACCGCCAUACAAAGUUACAAACUUGUGCAGAACACUGCAAGAAGUACUACCGUGCCCAGGACGUCUUCUUGCCAUGGCUACGCCAGGCAGAAGAUAAGUUGGAGGGUCUGAAACCGGCAUCCUUCAAGCGCAAGGACAUAGAGAAGCAACUCAAGGAACUCUCGUCCUUUAGGAACGAAGUAUGGAAACGUUCUGGUGAAUUUGAGAACAAUAAGACCCUAGGCGAGACUUUCCUCAGUGCUUGCGACAUCGAUAAGGAAGUCGUUAAGAAUGAACUCGGAGCUAUGAAGGCGAGAUGGGAUAAAUUGAACAAUGACCUUUUGGAAAGAACCCAGUCGCUGGAAGACACUGCUCGGCACUUAUCGGACUUCAACGAGAAUCUGCGUGAUGUGCAGCACGGCUUGCAGCGGUGCGAGGAUAAAUUGGCAUCGCACGAUGCUCUUGGUGGAGCCUCUAAGGACCCCAAGCUUCUCGACCGAAUAAAGAAUCUACGAGAAGAAACAUCAAGCCUAAAGAAGCCGCUGCAGGCUGUACGUCAACAGGCUAACGAUCUGGUCCACAAAGCCAGUGAACAGGGUGUGGAUGCGAGUCAUCUGCAAGAUGAGGUUGACAAUGUCACUGACCGUAUAGAUGAUCUCCAAGCGAAAUUGGACGAUCGAUGCAGCGAUUUGCAGAGUGCUGCCACAGCAAUGGCUCAAUUCAAUGACCAAGUAAAGGUUCUAAGCCAGGAUCUUGCUGCUGUAGAGAACGAACUUGAUUCGAUGAAGGCUCCUGGUCGUGAUGUAAAGACCGUCCGUGGACAGCAGGAGGACGUGGGCAAGGUGAUAAACAAGUUGAAUAAAUUGUCCGAUGGCGUGGCCGACGCUGUGAGCUCUGGUGAACGCCUCGUCGACUCUGGAUUUGCUCCGGAUGCCGUAGCCACUCGCGAUCAAGUUGAGGGACUUAAACGUCAUCUUGGAAAGCUUGAUGAGCGCGCGCGUAAUAGGGAGGACGAACUACAUGAUACCUUGGACAAACUUCAAGAGUUCUAUCAUGCACAUGCUGACGUGAUGGACGAUAUUGCGGAGGCGAACGACCAAAUUAGAAAAUUAAAACCCGUCGGUUCGGAAGUCGACUCCAUCAGAGCUCAGCAGGAUGACUUCAGAGCCCUGAAAACUGGCAAGAUUGAACCAAUUGGUCAUGCUGUUGAUGAAUGCAAUCGGCUGGGACAGGUACUGGUUCAAAGUGCUGCGCGGGAUGUUAACACUGGAAGUAUUGAGAAGGAUCUUGACAAGAUGAAUGAGAAAUGGAACGAUCUUAAGGACAGACUUAAUGAGAGGGACAGAAAGUUGGACGUCGGACUUCUUCAGUCUGGCAAAUUCCAGGAAGCCUUGGACGGCUUGGAAAAGUGGUUGGCCGAUACCGAAGAGAUGGUUGCUAACCAAAAACCACCCUCGUCAGACUAUAAGGUUGUGAAGGCACAGCUACAGGAACAAAAGUUUCUGCGUAAAAUGCUGAUGGAUAGACAGAAUUCCAUGUCCUCCCUGUUCAAUAUGGGACAGGAAGUUGCUGCUGGUGCUGAGCCAAAGGAACGUAAAGCUAUUGAGAAGCAACUGAAGGACCUUAUGGGCAGAUUUGACAAACUUAGCGAAGGUGCCGCGGAGAGGAUGGAUGCGCUUGAACAAGCAAUGGCUGUCGCGAAGGAAUUCCAGGAGAAGUUGUUGCCUCUUGCUAUUUGGUUAGACAGAACUGAAAAACGAGUGAAGGAUAUGGAACUGGUACCAACCGAUGAAGAAAAGAUUCAGCAACGUGUUUCUGAACACGACGUGCUUCACGACGAUAUCCUUUCGAAGAAGGUCGACUUUAGUGAAUUGACAGAAAUCGCCAGUCAGUUAAUGGGAUUGGUAGGAGAGGAGGAAGCUGCAAUCCUCGCUGACAAACUUCAGGAUGCGGCUGAAAGAUACGCUAGUCUUGUUGAACGUUCUGAAGCUCUUGGAGCUCUUCUUCAACGCUCGAGACAAGGACUAAGACACCUCGUGCUAAGCUACCAGGAUCUGCAGGCAUGGAUGGAGAGCAUGGAAGUGCGACUUUCCAAAUACCGAAUCUUGGCCGUACAUACGGAACGGCUUCUGCAACAAAUGGAAGAUCUGGCCGACUUGACUGAAGAGGUUAGCGCUCGUCAGACCGAGGUUGACUCUACGACGGAUUCAGGGCUCGAGUUGAUGAAGCACAUCUCAAGCGAUGAAGCAUUACAGCUAAAGGAUAAGCUGGAUUCGUUGCAAAGACGAUUCAAUGACCUAGUGACAAGAGGUUCCGAGUUGCUUAAACAUGCUCAGGAAGCUCUACCACUGGUUCAGCAAUUCCAUGACAAUCAUAAUCGUCUCAUGGACUGGAUGCAGGGUGCUGAGUCAGCUCUACAAUCUGCCGAACCUCGCGAGGAUGAGAUCAUCCGUCUCGAAAUGGAAAUAUCAGAGUACCGUCCCGUCUUGGAGAAAAUCAACACCGUCGGUCCACAACUGUGCCAGAUUUCUCCUGGGGAAGGCGCCGCGACGAUCGAAGGUCUCGUCAGUCGCGACAACCGACGUUUCGACGCUAUCGCCGAGCAAAUUCAGCGCAAGGCUGAAAGAAUCCAACUAAGCAAGCAGCGUUCUUUGGAAGUGAUCGGUGACAUCGAUGAACUCCUUGACUGGUUCAGGGAAGUUGACAAUCAGCUACGAGAGGCAGAGCCACCAAGCAGUGAACCUGAGAUUAUCCGUGUGCAGCUCAAGGAACACAAGGCUCUUAACGAUGACAUCUCUAGCCAGAAAGGCCGCGUUCGCGACGUCAUCUCUACGGCCAAGAAGGUCAUUCGCGAGAACGCCCAACAUGAGGAUACUUCAACGAUCCGAGAUAAGAUGGAAGAACUACGUGAGAGUAUGGAAAUCGUAUCAGGACUGUCUUCUGAUCGACUGGGUGCCCUAGAGCAAGCACUGCCUUUGGCAGAGCAUCUACGCGACACCCAUGCGGGCCUCGUCAGCUGGCUCGAGGAAGCUGAACAACAGAUUGCCAUGCUGCCAAUGCCAGCUCUUCGCCCUGACCUUAUCGUUACCCAGCAGGAUAAGAACGAGCUCCUGAUGCAGAGCAUUAACGAACACAAACCUCUCGUGGAGAAGCUCAACAAGACCGGCGAAGCUCUCGCACGCCUCUGCAACGACGAGGAAGCUGCUAAGGUGCAGGAAAUUCUUGAUAAUGAUAACGCAAGAUAUGCUGCCCUUCGGGCUGAACUACGCGCUCGACAACAGGCACUGGAACAAGCCCUCCAGGAAUCCUCACAGUUCUCUGAUAAACUUGAAGGUAUGCUCCGCGCUCUAUCUUCAACUGCUGAUCAGGUAAAUGGCGCAGAACCCGUAAGUGCUCAUCCGCCUCGGCUACGCGACCAGAUGGAAGACAACGCUGCUCUCGCAGACGACCUGGCUCAACGUUCUGAAGCCUACGCGGCCGUGAAGAAAGCUGCUGAUGAUGUUAUCAGCAAAGCCGGCAACAGAGCAGAUCCUGCAGUAAAGGACAUUAAGAGGAAACUUGAUAAGCUGAAUAAACUAUGGGCCGAGGUACAGAAAGCAACCACAGACCGGGGUCUUACCCUGGACGAUACCCUCGCCUGCGCCGAGAAGUUCUGGUCAGAACUUAACGGUGUAAUGGCUACACUUCGGGAGCUUCAGGAUGCUCUAGCAGGACAGGCACCGCCAGCAGUUCAACCAGCUGCUAUUCAGCAACAGCAAGUCGCUCUGCAAGAAAUCCGUCAGGAAAUCGACCAGACGAAACCGGACGUGGAGCAAGUGCGAGCUUCCGGUCACGAACUGAUGGGUCUCUGUGGCGAACCAGACAAACCGGAAGUUCGCAAGCACAUCGAGGACCUGGAUCAGGCCUGGGACAACGUAACGGCCUUGUAUGCAAGGCGAGAGGAGAACCUCAUCGACGCAAUGGAAAAAGCCAUGGAGUUCCACGAGACCUUGCAGAACCUCCUCGAGUUCCUCGAGGAGGCCGAGGACAAGUUCGCUGGCAUGGGCGCUCUGGGUAGUGACAUCGACGAGGUCAAACUGCAGAUCAAACAGUUGUCCAACUUCAAGGCUGAGGUCGAUCCACACAUGGUCAAGGUCGAAGCCCUUAACAGGAGUCUGACAAGGCAAGCGGCAGAACUUACGGAGAGGACAUCGUCAGAGCAGGCAGCGGCUAUUAAGGAACCAUUGGGCGCCGUCAAUCGUCGCUGGGAUGGAUUAUUGCGAGGCGUUGUCGAGAGACAGAGACUUCUGGAGAACGCAUUGCUGCGACUUGGACAGUUCCAACACGCAUUAGAUGAAUUACUCGUUUGGAUUGAGAAGACAGACAAGACUUUGGAUGAACUGAAGCCAGUAGCUGGUGAUCCUCAGGUGAUUGAGGUCGAGCUGGCUAAAUUGAAGGUGCUCGUAAACGACAUCCAGGCGCAUCAGACCAGCGUCGAUACACUCAACGAUGCUGGCAGACAACUCAUAGAGGAUGGCAAAGGAAGCGCAGAGGCCUCGACCACUGCCGAAAAAUUGGGUACUCUGAAUCGACGCUGGCGAGAUCUUCUGCAACGUGCAGCUGAUCGACAACGCGAACUCGAGGAUGCGCUGCGGGAGGCUCAAUCCUUCACUGCAGAAAUUCAAGAUCUUCUGUCUUGGUUGGGUGACGUGGACAAUACCAUUGUCGCUUCAAAGCCUGUAGGCGGUCUUCCGGAAACUGCAUCCGAGCAGCUAGAGCGCUUCAUGGAAGUCUACAAUGAACUUGAACAAAAUCGUCCAAAGGUCGAGACAGUUCUUCAACAGGGCCAAGAAUAUUUAAAGCGUGCUGGUACCGGAAGUGCUGGUUCACUCAAUCAUAAUCUACGUAGCCUGAAGCAACGCUGGGACAGUGUCACUGGUCGCGCAAGUGACAAGAAGAUCAAGCUGGAAAUCGCCCUGAGAGAAGCCACGGAAUUCCACGAUGCUCUCCAGGCCUUUGUUGAUUGGUUGACAAACGCGGAGAAGAUCCUGACCAACCUUAAACCGGUAUCACGCGUCAUGGAGACCAUUCUCGGUCAGAUCGAGGAACACAAGGCCUUCCAGAAGGAUGUGGGCGUCCACCGUGAGACCAUGCUUAACCUUGAUAAAAAGGGUACACAUCUGAAAUACUUUUCGCAGAAACAGGACGUCAUAUUAAUAAAGAAUCUGCUGAUCAGCGUGCAGCACCGCUGGGAACGCGUCGUUUCUAAGUCAGCAGAGAGGACGCGUGCCCUCGACCAUGGUUACAAGGAGGCACGUGAGUUCCAUGAUUCCUGGUCUGCUCUCAUCAGUUGGCUGGAUGAUACUGAAAAGAGCUUAGACGAAGUUGCUGCCGAUGGCCUCGGUGGCAAUGAUCCUGAGAGGAUUAAGUCACGUCUAAAUAAGCACCGUGAGGUUCAGAAGGCUUUGGGCGCGAAGCAAGCUACCUACGAUAGUACUAUGAAGUCUGGCAAAGCCCUGAAGGAUAAGGCACCCAAGCCCGAUGAGCCCGUCCUAAAGGACCUCCUCGACGAGCUCAAGAACAAAUGGACUCGCGUCUGCGCCAAGAGCGUUGACCGUCAACGGAAGCUUGAGGAAGCCCUUCUCUUCUCUGGACAGUUUAAGGACGCCAUUCAAGCUCUUCUUGAAUGGCUCCGGAAGACUGAGAGGAAUCUGGCCAAUACUGGCCCUCUUCAUGGUGACCUCGAUACCGUGACCAACCUUAUGGAACAACAUAAAUCUUUCGAACGUGACCUCGAAUCUCGAGCCAAUCAAAUGGGCUCAGUGACAAAAACAGGGAGAGAACUCGAAUCGAAGGCUGCAACUCCUCAAGAUGCGUCUACGAUACGUUCACAGUUGAACGAGGUUAGCACUCUCUGGGAAAAGGUUAGUCGACUAUCCUCAGCGAAGAGCGCUCGUCUCGAGGAAGCUCUUCGCGAGGCCGAACGUCUUCACAAGGCAGUUCACGUGCUGCUCGAAUGGCUCGGUGAUGCUGAAAUGAAGCUCCGCUUCGCUGGACAAUUACCGGAAGAUGAGCAAGAGAGUCGUAACCAGCUGAUCGAACACGAGAAGUUCUUGCGUGAGCUCGCUUCCAAGGAAAUUGAGAAAGACAGUACCCUGGAACUUGCUCACGUCAUUCUUGCCAAAGCUCAUCCAGAUGGCGCAGCUGUGAUUAAACACUGGAUCACAAUAAUCCAAUCUAGAUGGGACGAGGUUUCGACCUGGGGUCACCAGCGAAACCAGCGACUUGAGAAGCACAUGCGAGGUCUUCAGGACCUCGAUAAUCUCCUCGAGGAGUUACUCGCCUGGCUCGAGGGUCUCGAAAACACCUUGAAAGCCCUGGAGGCUGAACCUCUACCAGACGAUCGUGUUGCUCUGGAGGAGCUUAUUGUUGACCAUCGUGAAUUCAUGGAGAAUACAAGUCGCAGACAGAACGAGGUCGACCGUGUUUGCAAGGCCAGACAGGCCAAGCCACCCCUCAAGGACGCUCGCAAAAUGUCCAAACCGAAGCCACCCCUUUCAUCGGCAUCUGCUAAGGAUCAUCAUCAUCAUCAAGAGCACAAUCACGAGUACUCUCCACUGCGCAAGCAAAGUUUCAAAGGAAGCCGAGAUCUGUCCCAAGCAUCCCGACGUGGAAGCCGAGCCAGCCCGGGUCGUGACAGAACGCCAGACUCUUCGUUGCCGCACAUCGGGCCACGCUUCCCGCCUAAAGGAAGCAAAGGAGCAGAGCCAGAAUUCCGUAGUCCGAGGGUGAAACUCCUCUGGGACAGAUGGCGCAACGUCUGGAUGCUCGCCUGGGAGCGACAACGACGACUCCAGGACAAGUACAAUUACAUACAGGAACUUGAUCGUGUCGCAAACUUCAGUUGGGAAGAUUGGCGCAAGAGGUUCUUGAAGUUCAUGAACCACAAGAAGUCGCGACUAACAGAUCUCUUCAGGAAGAUGGACAAGAACAACGACGGAUCGAUACCACGAGAAGACUUUAUUCAAGGAAUCAUGAAUACCAAAUUCGAAACAUCUCGACUCGAGAUGGGUGCAGUGGCCGAUCUCUUCGAUCGUCACGGUGAGGGUCUGAUCGAUUGGAAGGAGUUCAUCGCCGCCCUUAGACCCGAUUGGGAAGAGCGUCGUACCUACCAUGACACUGAUAAGAUACACGACGAGGUCAAACGACUCGUGAUGCUCUGCACUUGCAGGCAGAAGUUCCGCGUGUUCCAGGUUGGCGAAGGAAAAUACAGGUUCGGCGACAGCCAGAAGCUUCGUCUCGUUCGAAUUCUUCGCUCUACCGUGAUGGUCAGAGUGGGUGGUGGCUGGGUAGCUCUGGAUGAAUUCCUCCUCAAGAACGACCCCUGCCGCGUCUUCCUAAUGCCAAUACCGGAUCCUAACAAGCCGGAGCAGCACGAGGGCUGGUGUCCGCUCGGUAAGGCUGCUUCAGUCAUCUCACGAUUAGUCACAUAUCUACAGAUAUACAUACAUAUCUUUUCUCAUAACUUCGUCUUCUUAUGUCUUACGUGAACCAAUUGGUACCCGGAUGACCUCAGACUCUUGAAAAUUGCAACCAUAACUAACGACGAUUAACCUAUUUUCAUAUCUGACGCAUAUGCCUUUACAGCAUCCUGGACCAUCUUCUAUGUUAUUUCAUGCAUAUACUAUGUAUAUCUGUAGCCACCGUCAGCCGUGUUUCUUUUCAUGCGUUGCAUGCAGCACAUUAACGUUCAUCGUCAGAGCUGUAUUUCAUUUGUGUCAGUUUCUUUGUUUUCCUUAUAGACAUUUUAUCAGGGAUUCUACUUCACGGAACGCACCCUGGAUCGGUGGAAUUUACGUUUUAAAAAAUAGAAUCGAUCGGUCGUAAUUAAUGAAUUCAUCAUAUUUACCAUCAUUCUUAUUCGCCGUUCGGUAGGCUCAAGGUAGUAGAGGGUUAAGAUUUUUUUUACUUAGGUCUAUAUGCGGAGCAGCGCGAUUCUCUGUUCGACCAACGGUAUGGUGUUUUGGGAGCUUGAUUUUCCUUUUUUUUUUUUUUUUAAUUCACUUAACCAUACUUUAUUUAUUGUUAGUUUUUGGCAUGGUGGUUGGCGUUUGUACUGGAUCGAUGUGGCGACUUUUUUUUUUUUUUUUAAUUUUUUUUCUCCCAUCGCUCGUACCUUCUAGUUACCGUUUGUAACGUGAAACAACAAUCCGAAUCGGAAGUUAAUUAUAUUUUCUUAAUUCAUACAUAGAAUGCCACUGCCGAUCUGUUUCACGUUUCAAACUUUGAUAUAAUGUAGCAUUAUAGUAUUGCCUCUUACCUCCGGUACACGUUACUCGGUGUCCGGUUCUUGGUGCUCUUUGCUUAGAGUGUAAUACAGUGUAAUAUAUAGAGAAGAAUUGUGCUAAAUUUUGCGAGAACUCCAAAUGGUUGUAUAUUGUAUUACACGCUGACGCAGUGGCCGCCACUGGACCGUUGUAUGUCACAUCGAUUAUUCGUAUUUAUUUAUGCCGCAUUACAUUUGUUCUUGUACAGGACUGUGAAGUUCAAAAAUAUCAGUCAGAUUUGACAGUCGUCAAAGCUCUGUCUCGUAGGUUUGGUCUUAACAGAGUCCUGUACACGCAAUACGUUCUUUGAUCCAAUCUAAAGACGUUGUUUUCUUUUUCUUUUUUUUUUUUCAUUCCCAACGACACGCACACAAACGCCACACCAACACGAUUACAUAUACAUGACAUAUUUAUGCCUGCACGCACAUACCUAUAAUAUUUCUGUCACACAAACACACACACACACACAAAAUUUCACGUGACAAUCGCUUCGUCUUUCUGCUCCUUCACGAAUUUUUUUUUUCCGUUUUUCCGCACAAUUGAAAUAUCCGCUGAAAAUCACUAAUCCGCAUGCCUCGAUAUUGUACAUCUGUAAAAAAAAUGGAAUUUGUACCGCUAUUACCGAAUCUCCAUUCAUCGUCCUUGUCCCGAAUCAACGAAAUCCCCAUAAUAUUUUCUUUGAUUUGGCGACUUUUUUUUUUUAUUUCUUUCUCCUCCUCCGUCACAUACAAAAACAUAAAAACAAAAUCCACACUGCCACUCUCUGUACAAAACCAAAUACCCUCAUACAUGAGAACAUCCGUUUCCUCAUCUGUAAAUCCCAUAACGCCUCUCCCACUAACUGCGUG